AUGACCCCGAAUGUUGGAGAAUGGCCUGCGAAUCGUGUCCGCAAGGAGUUUAUUGAUUUCUUCGAGGCCCGAGGGCAUAAAUUCUGGGCGUCCUCUUCGACUAUACCAUAUGACGACCCGACUCUAUUGUUCGCGAAUGCUGGAAUGAACCAGUAUAAAUCUAUCUUCCUUGGUACUGUGGAUCCCAACUCUGAGCUCUCAAAAUUGAAACGAGCUGUCAACAGUCAAAAGUGUAUCCGUGCUGGUGGGAAACACAAUGACCUAGACGAUGUCGGCAAGGACACUUAUCACCAUACGUUUUUCGAAAUGCUUGGGAAUUGGUCAUUUGGAGAGUAUUUCAAGGCGACUAUUGCUUGGGCAUGGGAGCUUCUAACCGAAGUCUACAAACUACCUAAAGAUCGUCUCUAUGUGACUUACUUUGAGGGCGAUCCCAAGCAGGGCCUGGAGCCCGAUACCGAGGCUCGUGACAUUUGGAGGAGUGUCGGCGUUCCCGAUGACCACAUUCUUACCGGAAAUGCCAAGGAUAACUUUUGGGAGAUGGGUGCUACUGGACCAUGCGGUCCUUGCAGUGAAAUCCAUUACGAUCGUAUCGGUGGGCGCAACGCCGCUGACCUUGUAAACAAAGACGACCCAGACGUACUCGAGAUCUGGAAUAACGUGUUUAUCCAGUUCAAUCGAGAGGACUCGGGCGCACUUAGGCCGCUUCCUGCAAAGCACGUCGAUACGGGUAUGGGUUUCGAGCGAUUGGUAUCGGUAUGCCAAGACGUACGAUCUAACUAUGAUACGGACGUAUUCUCCCCAAUUUUUGCGCGCAUCCAAGAAUUAACCGGUGCCCGAUCCUACACCGGCAAGUUGGGCGCAGAAGACGCCGAUGGUAUUGAUACGGCUUAUCGUGUAGUCGCUGACCACGUGCGUACACUUACUUUUGCUCUGAGCGAUGGUGGCGUUCCCAACAACGUUGGUCGUGGGUACGUUCUGCGGCGAAUACUCAGGAGAGGUGCACGAUAUGUGCGAAAAAAGUUUGGUGUGCCUAUUGGUACCUUCUUUGGCCAACUUGUUCCGGCAGUCGUAGAGCAAUUGGGAGAUUUCUUUCCAGAAAUCACCAAAAAGGUCGAUGAUAUCAAAGAAAUAUUAAAUGAGGAAGAAGAGUCCUUCUCUCGCACUCUCGACCGAGGCGAGAAGCUCUUUGAAAACUACGCGCAGGCUGCACUCUCAUCCGGUGCAAAGGAGCUCAACGGACGCGAUGUAUGGCGUCUAUACGACACCUACGGUUUCCCGGUCGAUUUGACCCGCCUGAUGGCCGAAGAGCUAGGUCUUGGGGUUAGUGACGCUGAAUUCGAGGCUGCACAAGCCGCCAGCAAAGCAGCGAGUAAAGGUGGAAAGAAGGUAGUCGGAGAGGUCGUCAAGCUUGACGUUCAUGACCUUGGCUCCCUAGAAAAACGAGACGAUGUCCCUAAGACUGAAGAUGGCGCCAAAUACUUGACUGGCAACAUUGAUGCGCAAAUCAAAGCCAUCUAUCACCCCACGAAGAAAUUCAUUGACAGUCUUUCUUCUGAAUCCUCCGAAUCGUUUGGUAUUUUACUCGACAAGACCUGCAUGUAUGCAGAAUCUGGAGGUCAAGAAUACGAUACCGGAAGUAUUAUCAUCGAUGGCGUGGCCGAGUUUGCAGUUGAGAAUGUUCAGGUUUUCAAUGGAUACGUUCUACACACUGGAACCAUGAAAUACGGGGAGUUGAAGGUUGGCGACAAGGUCGUUGCCAGCUAUGAUGAACUCCGUCGUUGGCCGCUGCGAAACAAUCAUACGGCGACCCACAUUCUCAACUGGUCUUUGCGGGAUGCUCUCGGCGAUCAUAUCGACCAAAAAGGCUCCCUUGUUGCGCCAACUAAACUCCGUUUUGACUUUUCGCACAAGCAACAACUUGCUCUCCCCGAACUUGAAAAAAUUGAGAAAUCCAACAACGAAUGGGUCGCUCGGAACGAAAAAGUCCACUCGGCCGAUAUUGGGUUGCAAGACGGAUACCAAGUCAAUGGUCUCCGUGCAGUGUUCGGUGAAGCGUACCCAGAUCCUGUCAGGGUUGUCGCUAUUGGUGGUUCUGUAGAAGACAUCAUGCAAGAUCCAAAGAACGAAAAAUGGCGAUCUGCAAGUGUAGAAUUCUGUGGUGGAACCCACGUCAACAAAACUGGUGAUAUCAAAUCUAUCAUUAUUACUGAAGAGUCCGGUAUUGCCAAGGGCAUUCGUCGCAUCAUUGCCGUGACAGGCCACGAAGCUGCCGAAGUAACUCGAGUGGCUGAUUCGCUCAAGGCACGUCUCGAGGCAUUAGAACGCAAUCCUGUAGACUCGGAGCUCCGACAGCUUUCUGUCGAGUUGGACAAGGCUGAUAUCUCGGUUCUUCGCAAGUCUGAAUUGAAGGAGAAGUUUGUCAAAGUUCGCAAAGCAUUCGACGACAAGAUCAAGGCCAAGGCCAAUGCUACAUCUAAAGCUGCUGUCGAAGGCCUGAAGAAGUACUUUGAGGAAAACCCCAACGCCCCCGGAUACUUUGUGGAUCUUCCCGAUGUCGAGGGCAAUGCUAAGGUUCUGCAAACCCUUGUCGGCGAAGCCCGCAAGUUAAACAAGGCAGCCUACUUUUUCAGCGCUGACCCCACUGGCGAAAAGGUUACGCACGUAAACUUCAUACCUAAGGCUGUGGUUACAAAAGAAUUUGAUGCGAGAGUAUGGGCGACCAAGAUAUCGGGAGUCCUUGGAGGAAAGGGAGGAGGAAAGGAUGAUUCGGCACAGGGUGUUGGUACAAAUGUUAUCGUCCCCGAAGCCCACCAGCAGUUCCAGCAUAUUCUGCGUCUGCUCAACACCAACGUCGAUGGCAAGCGUAAGAUUAUGUAUGCGUUGACCGAAAUUCGUGGUGUCGGUCGACGAUAUGCCAACGUCGUCUGCAAAAAGGCCGAUGUUGAUCUGAAGAAGCGGGCCGGUGACCUCAACUCCGACGAGCUUGAGCGCAUUGUGACCAUCAUGCAGAACCCCACCCAGUUCAAGAUCCCCACUUGGUUCCUGAACAGGCAGAAGGAUAUCGUUGACGGAAAGAACUCCCAGAUCUUGUCCAACGCCAUCGACUCUAAGAUGCGUGACGACCUUGAACGUUUGAAGAAGAUCAGGGCUCACCGUGGUCUCCGACACUACUGGGGCCUCCGUGUCCGUGGUCAACACACCAAGACCACUGGCCGUCGCGGGAAGACCGUCGGUGUCUCCAAGAAGAGGGGUUAA
Molecule: messenger RNA, 3255 nt
Organism: Rhizoctonia solani
Lineage: Eukaryota; Fungi; Basidiomycota; Agaricomycetes; Cantharellales; Ceratobasidiaceae
Product: alanyl-tRNA synthetase
Exons: 17
Coding region: 1-3255 (1084 amino acids)
Biological process (GO): alanyl-tRNA aminoacylation; tRNA modification; translation
Cellular component (GO): mitochondrion; ribosome; cytoplasm
Molecular function (GO): ATP binding; RNA binding; aminoacyl-tRNA deacylase activity
Source: RefSeq, a predicted model, not a curated record